Molecule: messenger RNA, 2881 nt
Organism: Engraulis encrasicolus (European anchovy)
Lineage: Eukaryota; Metazoa; Chordata; Actinopteri; Clupeiformes; Engraulidae
Product: fibroin heavy chain-like
Exons: 38
Coding region: 110-2062 (650 amino acids)
Source: RefSeq, a predicted model, not a curated record
GUGUGUAGAUGAAUAAGUUGUUGAUACUGUGUUGUAAUCCACAGGCUAUGGAGCAAGUAAUGGACAAGGAGCAAAGCCAAACGGUUACUACCCGGCUGCUCGCAAUGGAAUGGGCCAGUACGGAGGAGCUGCUGGAAAACCUUUCAAAGGAUACGGACCUCCAUUCGGAAUGGGUAUCGGUAGAGGCAUGGGUGCACCCCAACUGGCUGCACAGCCAAGAGGAGGUUAUGGUAAUGGUUAUGGCUAUGGUGCUCAACCAUAUGGAGGAUACAGAAAUGGCAAUGGAGGAUACCCCAGACCUGGAGCUGGUUAUGGUAAUGGAUAUGGUGCCAAACCAGCCAAACCAGGCUAUGGAGCAGCAGCAGCAGGAGCAGGUCAGGCAGGACCUGGCACCCCCAAUGGCCAUGGAGCAAAGCCCAAUGGCUAUGGAGCCAGAGCAGGUCCUACGGCAACCAAUGGACAAGGAGCGAGGCCUAAUGGUCAUGGUGGUCUUCCAGCUGGUGCUGUGAAUGGACAAGGAUACGCUAAUGCCAAAGGUCCCAAGCCAGGUUACGGUGCUGCUCCUGCUGGUGCUGUGAAUGGACAAGGAGCCAGACCCAACGGUCAAGGUGGAUACCCCAGCAGACCAGCAGCUAAGGCCCCCAAACCAGGCUAUGGACUGCCAAAUGGAUAUGGAGCUAGACCCAAUGGCUAUGGGGCAUACCCACAAGGAGGAGGAGUCAAAGCACCGAAGCCAGGCUAUGGACCUGGAGCUGGACAGGCCCCCAAAGCUGGCGGAUAUCCCAAUGGAGGAAAUGGAGCACCUAGGGCCCCCCUAACGGACGUCAGUGGAGUCCCAGCAGCAGGAUAUGGGGCAGGAGCUGGAGCUGGAGCUGGAUACCCAAAUGGAGGGAGAGGUAAAGCUCCUAAACCAGGCUAUGGCGCGGUAGCUGGUGCAGGUGCUGGAGGCUACCCCACAGGAGGAAUGGGCAAUGGAUAUGGACCAGCCCCUGGAUACGGUGGAAAACCACAGCCAGCCGGUGGUUAUGGGGAUGGUCAGGGAGUGUACCCAGGCGCUGGCUACGGCAAUGGCUAUGCUCCAGCUGGAUUGGGAGAUGCCACUAAAGGAAGGCCAGGCUAUGGGAACGGAUAUGCCCCUUCUCUGCCCAUGGAGCAUGGCCCUGCACCAGAUGCUGAAUACCUCGGAGGACAAGGGAAGUCUGCCGGAGCAGGAGCCAUUGCAGGACCUCAGACUGGGCCAGGAGUGGACACAGGAGCAGGGGCCAAAUACGGAGCAGGAAAGCUGCCUUACAACGGAGCACCCAUCAUUCCAGCCGCACUUGACGGAAGUAACCCAAUGGAGCCUCAGACAGCUGGCCUGGGGCCUCAGGACGGGAAGUCAGGAGGACCUUAUGGUGGACUUCCCUACGAUGGCCAGCCAAUGGGAUACGGCGAGGGCAAGUCACCACUGAAAUACGGUGCUAAGAUGCCCUAUGGAGCACAGCCCUAUGAUGCCAAAUCUGCAGCCAAAUACGGACUUGGUGGCUUGCCUUAUGGUGGACAGCCUAUCGGUCUGGGAGGGGAUGAGAAGUCAGCGGCUAAAUAUGGUCUGGGAGGUCUUCCUUAUGGUGGUCAGCCCCUGGAUGGCAAGUCAGCAGGGAAAUAUGGUGGGAUGCCGUACGAGUCUCAGGGACCACAGGGCCAACCUGAGGGACCAUAUGGUGGGCCUUACUCCCCAGAAACCAUCUCUCUAGGGGGAGACAAAUCUGGAAAAUAUGGUAACCCAGCGUUGCCGUACGAGACCCUCCCAAUGGGCCCCAUCACUGACGGACAGACUGUAGAUCCCCAAGCUCCCUAUGAGGUCCUCCCUCCUGUGCCUCAAAUUGAUGGAGUCAAAUCCAUCGAUCAGUUUGGAGAGGGGGGCAUUCUACCACAGCCUGAGGGUCAAGUGGUCCUGGCACAGGUUGCAGAGCCAGACGCAGGGAACAAUGGUUAUGUAAAAGGAGCUGUCAAACCUGAAGGGGGGAAAGAGACCAAGUAUGAACUGAAUGGCUUCUUUGGCAAUGGAGGUUUCCAAGGUUAAGCAAGGACAUGGGACCUCAGAGAAUACCUAUGUAUCUUUUACUUGAUAUGUGUUUGCAUUUCUAUUGUCAAGGCUGUUGUAUAUUUUUAAGUAAUUAGAUCUAGUUUUUAAUGAUUGUAUUUGAUCCUACUUUUGUAUUAUUUGUAUGAUUGUUAAUACUCCCUGUAAACAAAUUACUAUUUUUUUUCUUUCUUCAUUUUCUAUAUUUUGAGAGAAGUCUGUCUGCCAGUGAGGUUGUUUUUUUAAAUGUUUUGUUUGGAGUUGAUCACUCAUCUUCAAGUGUGAUGAAAACAGCUCAUGUCCAUCCUGUCUUUCACCUAGGGUUACUUUAGAGACCUUUGUGAUUUUCAUGUUACUUCUUCUAUCACUUCAUUUCUCAUGCAUGAUAAAUAGAAACCAGUAUGCUCAAGCCUCCCACAUUUAGGCUUUCAUGCACAUGAGGACCCCGGUUCGAGUCCGGACGGGGUCAUUUCCCAAUCCUCCCCCAUCUCCCUCUCCCACUCACUUUCUGUCAGCAUCUCAUACUAUCCUGUCAAUAAAAGCAUAAAAAGCCCGCUAAAAAAAGAAAGAAAAAGAAACCAGUAUGCUCAGAAAUUUUGCCAAUCUACGUCAACUUCGUAUAAACAGUGUAAAAGAUAGCCAUAUCCACAUCUCAGUCACUCCGUUUGUUCCGUCUCGAAGCGCAUGUCGUAUGAUGUAUGUAUACCUAGCUUACUGUACUGCAUCGCGCACAGUUACGCACUGCAAAGCCAAGAUUUGUGAUGUUUAUUUUGCGUGAGAAAGCUGUGUUAUACUUCCUGUGGCAAGCACCUGUCUGUU